AUGAACUUCAGCAGCAAAAUUCUGGAGACGAAGAAGAUCAUUGGUAUGACCAUUACUGGCGCAUCAAUCAACAUUGGCUUGCUAAAGCAAGUGAAGCCUGAUGUCGUCAUUGUUGAAGAAGCAGCCGAAGUACUUGAACCUCAAAUUCUUGCUGUCCUUGGCCCAUGGGUGAAGAAUUUGAUUUUGAUCGGAGAUCACCGACAAUUGCCACCUCCAGUUGAAACCUACACUCUGAAGCAAAACCACCUCUUCGACACGAGCAUGCUGGAGCGGCUGAUUCAUAACAAGCUGCCAAAUGUGGAGCUCAGUCGACAAGGUCGGAUGCUGCCAUCACUCUGCCGGCUCUUGAGUCCGAUCUAUCCAUUCCUGGGCAACAAUGAGAAAGUCGUCAAGAAGCUUCGGGCCCCUGAAUGCGUGGAAUCAGAAGUCUUCUUCUGGAAUUGCCCUCACGAAGAGGAGAAGGCUGAGAGGAGCCAUGUCAACAAUCACGAAUGUGAACGGGCGGUGCGCUUAACGUUCUUCUUUAUCUCGCAGGGCUAUCAGCCUUCGAAGAUUACGGUGUUGGCAGCGUAUCAAGCGCAAACGUUUUUGAUCAAUCGUGAAAUCAAGAAACAGCUGCCUGAGUACCUCCGGGGAAUUGGUUUCAAGCGCGAACUCGUUUCCUUCAAAGCAGAACUGGACCCAAGCCUCAUCAAGCGUGGUAAUGUGGUGGAUAUCACGGACACUGUCCUUGAACAAGGCCGAGUGCUUGGAGCAGGAGGGCAAAAGGUGAAGACUGGCAGGUACAUUCUCAAGUCGCCAGUGCCUGAUGGACAAAACGAAAAGAUUGAAGUUCAAUUGGAACCUUCCAACUUGCAGCCGGAUGAGACGCCGGAGGUGAGCACCAUCGACCGGUACCAGGGCGCUGAGAACGAGAUCGUGAUCGUGUCGUUGGUUCGGUCCAACGCCGAGAAGAAGCUGGGGUUUUUGGGCACCGAAGAUGGCAGAAAUCGCAUGUGCGUUGCGCAAUCAAGAGCAAGGUGUGGCUUGUAUUUCAUUGGCAAUGUGGAGUGCUUGCGUUCAGCCAACCACUGGAGAGAGCUGUUGGACAUGCUACAGGAACGAGGAUGCGUUGGAGACCAGUUUCCGCAAAGAUGUCCGCGACAUCCUCACAUACAGAACUUUGCCACGGAAGCAAAUGAAGUUGGCUUUGUGUGCAAGCAACUGUGCGGGAAGGCCUUCGGCUGUGGGAUUGCUGAUCAUGUGUGCAAGCGCCAAUGUCACCCCGACGAAGGGAGUCACCAUGCUGACAAGUGCGUCUAUACCGUGCAGAAGACCUAUCAGUGCCACGAGUCGCCGGCCCACGUCUUUGAAACACCUUGCAGGAUCGAAACUGAGAGUCAACCGUGCCCAUUCAUCGAAAAGCUGCGGUGCAAGCGUGGUUGCCACACACUCAAGCGGAUGUGUGGGCAAAACACCGAGUCACUUGUGAAUGGUUGCACGAACCGUUGCCCCACUCAACUGGCAUGUGGACAUGAAUGUCCCAAUCGGUGUUCACAAGUGUGCGUGCAGGACGGAGACUGUCAAAUAUUGAAACGCUUUGACUGCCCUGUGUGCCCCGAUCACAAGAAGAUUUGGAGCGAAUGCAAUUCCUCUGCUCAGCAGGUGGCUGCCAAAUGCAAAUCCAAAUGCAGCAAGUUGUUGGCUUGUAAACAUCAUUGCAAUGAGCUGUGCAGCGAGGAAUGCACGACCCGAUGUGAGAAACGCUGCAAAAAGCUGCUGGAAUGUGGGCACUUGUGUCCCAACAAGUGCUUGGAAGAGUGUGGCAAAGUCUCUGAUUGCAAGGUGCUGAAAUUGUUCGAUUGCCCGGCCUUUCCUCGUUUGCAUCGGAGGAUACAAAGCGCAUGCAAUUCCAACCAGGCAGAGCUUGCGAUGCAAUGCGAAUCUCGUUGUAGUCGGCAACUGGAUUGUGGGCAUCCUUGUGGUGAGAAGUGUUGUGAUCCGUGCACGAAGCAGUGCGAGAUGCCAUGCCCAAAAAAGCUGGCUUGUGGGCACUUGUGUCCCCAAAAGUGCUCGGAAGAGUGUGGCAAGGUCUCUGAUUGCAGGGUGCUGAAAUUGUUCGAUUGCCCGGCCUUUCCACAAUCGCAUCGCAAGAUACAAAGCGCAUGCAAUUCCAGCCAGGCAGAGCUUGCAAUGCAAUGUGAAUCUCGUUGUAGUCGGCCACUGGAUUGUGGGCAUCCUUGUGGUGAGAAGUGUUGUGAUCCUUGCACCAAGCAGUGCCAGAUGCCAUGUGCUAAAAAGCUGGAAUGUGGGCACCCAUGUCCACAGAAGUGCUGGGAGAGUUGUCCGAGGGCCAGUUGCAGAGCGCUUUGCGGCCGGCCUUGUGGGUCUUGUGGACAUGCGUGUGAAGAACGCUGCUGCGACCCAUGCAAGUGCCUCCAACCCUGCAUCAGGGACCUGGACUGUGGACAUGUUUGUGGUAUGAAGUGCCAUGAAGCAUGCAAGUGCAUGAUGCCAAAGAAAGUGCUAUGCCAGCGAACGACAGGAAGACCCCAUGAAGUGCAAGGCCUUUGUGGUGAACGAGACGAGGACAUUGCUUCACGCUGUCAAGAGGCUUGCGGCGAAAUGUUGCCAUGCGGUCACACUUGCAAGAAGACCUGCAGUGCGUGUAUGCCACAUCAACCGGCUGAGUGCAAUGAACCUUGCGGUCGGGAUCUUCCGUGUGGCCAUCCCUGUGACCGUCCCUGUGGAGAAUGUGAGACCACUUGUGGUGCCUGCCUGAGAUGCACGAAGCCUCCAGCGCCCAAGGCCAUGCCCAAGCCGGCGACCAAGCGGAUGCCCCGACCUGCAGCGGAGGCACCCCGACCUGAGCCGCAACCCGAAGUGCCUCGAGCCGCGCCGCGACCAGAAUUGCCCCGGCGCAGGGUCGUUGAUGACCGCGAAGAAGCAGGUCCGGCGCCUCGACGCCGCGACGACCGACGCGGCCACGAACGCCGCAGAGCCUCACCUCACCGCGAGGAGCGAGCGAGGAAGCCGUGGAGAGGACGGGAUCGAGGACGAAGAGGAUGA
Molecule: messenger RNA, 3048 nt
Organism: Durusdinium trenchii
Lineage: Eukaryota; Dinophyceae; Suessiales; Symbiodiniaceae
Source: the annotation of a GenBank genome assembly